CUCCCUUUCUCCCUCCGUUUCUAUCAUUCACAGAAACUCCGCCAAAAAACCCUAGCACUGUAAGCCUACACCACCGCCGCCGCAAGGAGGGGCAUACUGCCGCCGUCCGUCCGUCUAUCUAGCUUCCCUCGUGCUCCAAGUCUUCAACCCCCGUUCGUUGUCACCGAUCGCAGCUGCUUCCACGAGCUCGGCGUCCGCCGUUGGUUGCCGUUAACGUUCGCGUCUUCGUUCAGCCGUCGUCUUCGUUCGCGUUCUUCGCCGUUCAAGUUUGCUUGGCGUUCACCGUUCGCGUUCACCGUUCGGGUUCGCGUUCGUCUGGAAGCCAUGUUGCCCUGCUUCAAACUCUGCGACCAACCCGCGCGCUUCACCUAGCCGUCGAACUGCUCUCUUUUGUCGCCGCCGUGAGUUCCCUAAACCCACCACCAGACAAUACACUCACACAACAACAAUACUCUGCGUGAACCAAACACCCCCCCUCCCCCCUCUUCCCCCAAUCAUUCAUUCAUUUAAUCAUUUGUCACUAUACUCCCUGUACUGGAGAUUGGAGAACUCUGAAGCGGAGGAACCCUAGCCCUCCAUAGUCGCCGCCGUUCCCAGGUCGUCGAACCCUAACCCAGUAACUCGGCAGGUACUCUUCAUCUUCGCUGGCUUCUCGGCACCGAACCCAGGCUAACGAUCCUUAGGGCAUGGAGGGGCAACAGAACAAGACGGUGAGAAUAUUUGUCGGUGGAUUGGGGGAAUCAGUAACUAAACAAGACCUACACAGUUUGUUCAGCUCUUUCGGCAAUGUCGAAGCAGUCGAAACAAUCCGAACCAAAGGUCGCAGUUUCGCCUAUCUUGACUUCCUUCCUUUUCCCACCGAUGACAAAUCUCUUUCCAGGCUUUUUAGCAAGUAUAAUGGUUGUGUUUGGAAGGGUGAGAAGUUGAAGCUUGAGAAGGCUAAAGAACAUUAUCUAGUGCGGUUGAAACGAGAAUGGGAUGAAGAUGCUAUGUCUAAGAUUGAGCAUGUUAGUGACAAACCAGUCACUACUGAUAAGUUAGAGGAAAAGCCCACAAAAGAGAGUUUAAAGACAAAGCAGCUCCACAUUUACUUCCCGAGGUUAAGAAAGGUAAAAUCUAUACCAUUCACUGGAACUGGAAAGCACAAAUACAGUUUCCAGAAUAUUAAAGUUCCUCUUCUCCCUGUGCAUUUCUGUGAUUGCAAGGAACAUUGUAGUCCUUCUGGCACAGAAAGGGGAAAACUACAUAUUGAAAGGGCAACAGAAAUUGGAGGAAUGAAUGAUGAAGAAAUUAACAUAAUGAAUGUCGUGAUGAACAAACUACUUGGAAAAGAAAAUGUUUCCGAAAAGAAGAAUCUUGAAACAGAGGAUUCCUUUGAAUCACCUGCACAUCCUGAUGACUCUGAAGUAGGUAGUUCAACAGAUGAAGAUGAUAUCAUUAUUAACGUGAACACAAAGAGAAAUAAAUCGUCCAUAAUAGGGAGUGAGGAACUUCAAAUGAUCUUGGAAAAUCAGGACUCAUGGUCCAAUAAAUCAAAAAUUGGUAAGGAAGAAAAUGACAAGAGUGAGUCUGAUGUGCAUAAAGGGCAUAAGAGCAAUCCCAACAAUAAGAGAAAAUCACUUCGCAAAUCGGAAAGGGAAAGCAUUGGACAUGUGUCUACUACUGCUAAAGGAAAGAAUAAUGUGCAGACCCUUCCAGAUGAGGUAGAAUCUGGAGUGCAACCUGUUGAGUCAGAAGAUGAUUUUGGCAAACCGUCUAAAGUUUCAUGGUCUCAGAAAUCAUCAUGGAAAGAACUACUUGGUAAUGGAGGUAAUACUGCUUUCAAUGGCACUCUCAUAUUUCCUACAGAACAAGAAAGACCUGAUAGUCCAUCCCAAUCCAUAUCUUUAAACGACAAAACUGAAAACAUGGAAGGGCAUGAACACCUAGGGAGUGAACCCACCGAUACAGAAUCGACAAAGGAGCUCACUGAAGAUAAUCAUACCAACACAUCAGCAUUAAGAAAGCAUGCUGAAGCUCAGCCUGCUGACAACAAUGUGGAGUUGAAGAAGACCGGUCGAGGUGCAUCAUGGCGACGGAAGCAAUCAUGGACACAACUGGUUGCUGGAGACAACAGUUCAUUUAGCAUUUCACAGAUUUUGGCAGGCAUUACAUUCUCAGAGCCAAUGGCCAAGGGGUCUACCAUGGACCCUGCAAAUUCCAACAAUCCCAAGCAUAAUAAUGUAGGUAAGGAUGCUAUUAAUGAAGUUGUUACUAGUGAUGGGUGUAUACCGGAAAAGAGUCAACAUGAUGGUGGUGGUGCCAAUGAUACUGCAUAUGAGGAAAAGAGUGAGACAAGAGAAAAGGAAGGAUCGUCUGAAGAAACAGUACAAAAAGAGAGAUCCACUGCGAGGGUUGAAGUAGGCGAAACUUGCACAUUCAUGAGAAGUUGUUCUUCUUUGAAAGAGUGGGCGAAGGCUAAAGCUGCUUUAAGUGGAUCACUCAAAAGGAAACGUCCCAACUCCUGAGAACCAGUAAAGAAGCAUAAAUAACACUGUCGUGUAUUUUUAAUUUGUUGUUUUUCUUGGCUUAUGCAUAGCAAAAUGAGGGAAAUUAAUUUUCAGA
Molecule: messenger RNA, 2604 nt
Organism: Arachis ipaensis
Lineage: Eukaryota; Viridiplantae; Streptophyta; Magnoliopsida; Fabales; Fabaceae
Source: RefSeq, a predicted model, not a curated record